Eimeria tenella is the source of this 1842-nucleotide messenger RNA. RefSeq lists its product as uncharacterized. The transcript has 8 exons. NCBI's taxonomy places the organism in Eukaryota, Apicomplexa, Conoidasida, Eucoccidiorida, Eimeriidae. The coding region runs from base 1 to 1842 and encodes 613 amino acids. The record is from RefSeq and is a predicted model, not a curated record.
AUGGCCGCUGCUGCAGCGCGGCCGCUGCUGCUGCGGCUAAACAGAAUUCCUUUGAGGCAGACACACCGAAAUGCCUCGACCCAAAAUGGCCGCGGGGCAGCAGCACGCGGCGAUUUGCGCAGAUCGCAGGGGCCAUACACUGUAUGGACAUCAUUGGAUGAGUUUGGGGGCUUCCAGGAUAUCCCGGAAUCCCGCCCCAUGCUGCAGCUGCAGCGGCGCGGCAAGCCUGCCGGCAGCAGCAGCAGCAGCGGCAGCAGCGGCAGCAAGCGUUCGCUUCCCCCUUGGAUUUUCGCGCACGACAUAAAGAACUUCACGGAGCUGCAGAGCCUUCAGCAGCCGGCCGCGGCAGAUGCGGCUCAGCAGCAGCACGAGCAGCAGCAGCAGCAGCAGCGCGGUAGUCUGCUGCCCCUGGCGGUGAACAUAGUAGACAGCGACACAGGCGAGUACCUCGGCUGCGGCCUCUUUCACUCGCGGCCUCUUAUUGCAGCUCGAGUGCUUGAAGACUUGAGCCCUUCCACAAUUCUCAAUUCAGAUUUCCUGCAGCAAAAGCUGCGGGAAGCAGCAGCCCGCCGCCGGGGGCUGCCGCCUGCAGUGUUUCUGUCCUGUGCAGAAUCUGCUGGGCCCCCCCCAGGGGCUUUUCUUGAAGACCCGGGGGACCGGGGCCCCCCACAGCAGCCAGUGCAUGCGGCGCAUGCACUGCAUGCACCGCAUGCACUGCAUGCAGAGCCUCCCGGGACUGUUCCCCGGGGCUUUUACCGACUGUUAAAUGCGGAAAGUGACGGACUUCCUGGAUUCAUCGUGGACCUGUUUGGAGCUGCAGUGUCUGUACAGCAGCUCACAAGAGGCAAGGACCCCCAGGCGGCCCUUGAGGGGGUCCCUGAGGGGGCCCCUCAGGGGGCCCUUGAGGGGGCCCCUCAGGGGCUGGUGGGGCUUGCUGAGUUUCUGUGGCUGCGGGUGGUGCGUGCUGCAGGGAGCGAGCUGCUGACUGCGCCUUUUGUUGAAUGUCUGCAGAAGCUGCUGCAGCCCGCAGCUGUGGUGCUGCGGAACGACAGCUUUCUGCGGCAGCUGGAGCGGGACCCUUCCAUGAAGCAGUAUGCUGCAGUUGUUGCUGGUGAAGUGUCAGGUUGGCAGUGGAUAGAAGAAGGCGGCAGCGUCUUCCCCGUUGAUUUGUUGAACAGCUGGUAUUACGACCGGCGGGAGGUUCGGGAGGCCGUAGCUCAGCUCGCGCGUGGCUCGCGGGUUUUGGACCUCCACUGCCACUCCGCAGCAUUCAGCAUUGGGGCGCUGCGGCGAGGAGGUGCUCAGAGAUGUGUUGGUGUGGACGUUUCGUGUCUGUCUUUGGAGCUCGCAGCAGCAGCAGCAAAGAAGAACAAUCUACAGCAGCAGUUGCUUCUGCAGCAGGCUGACGCCCUCCAGUGGCUGCGGCACAGAGCUCGGCCCUCCCGGCCUUCUUGUCUAGACAAAGACGCAGCAGCAACUGCGGAAGCAGCUGCUAGUGUGGCAGCAGCAGCUGAAGUUCCCGCAGAAGCCCAGUUUGAUAUUGUAAUUAUGGACCCCCCUGCGCCCCACAGACAGGGCUUGGUGCAAGCUUUCACUGCCGAGCUGCUGCAGCUGGCUGCUGCUGCUACCAGAGUUCUUAGCAGCGGAGGGCGACUGGUGGUCGUUGAGAGCAGCAGAUUUAUAGAGCUGGAGCAGCUGCUGCACAUCUUAAAUGAAGCAGUUUCAGCUGCAGGCAGAACUGCCGCCCUUGAAAUGCACGGGGGCCCCACGCUGGACUGCCCGCAAGACCUGCGCACUCAGGGCGUUCCCGGGAUGAAAUGGGUCAUCUUGCAGCUUUCUUAG